Molecule: messenger RNA, 2718 nt
Organism: Calliphora vicina (urban bluebottle blowfly)
Lineage: Eukaryota; Metazoa; Arthropoda; Insecta; Diptera; Calliphoridae
Exons: 2
Coding region: 714-2531 (605 amino acids)
Source: RefSeq, a predicted model, not a curated record
GAUUUUGAUCCCGAAGAUAUCUGGGGUCUUCAGAAAAUUGAUUUCAACAGACAGACAGACGGACAUGGCUUAAUUGACUCCGCUAUCUAUAAGGAUCUAGAAUAUAUAUACUUUAUAGGAUCUGAAAAUUAUAUUGUGGAAAUUACAAACGGAAUGACAAACUUAUAUAUACCCGUCUCACGAUGGUGAAGGGUAUAAUAAAACAACUAACUAAUUGAGAACCGUUCCAUUAAAGUGUAUUGACUCCGAAGUAACAAUUUCGGACAGAAAUUAUUUAGCUUAAUAAAUUAUAUUGAAUUUUGCCAUUCGAAAACGAGUUAAAUUUUUGUAUCGUUCGUGAUAGUAAGUUUAUUGUUAACAUUUAUUGCUAACAACUAAUCGACAAAACCAUCUUUUGAAUUAAACAUAGUGCUACAAAUAUGCUAUCGAAAGAUGUAAAUAAGAAAAAAAACACAGUUUCAGAUUUCGAAUGUGUACGAAUGUCGCGUUCGGGACCAUAUAUAUUUGUAAACAAAUUUUUCACGAACUACCCCACUGUGAACUUUUUUUUAUAUAUUUUUAUUAUCAUUUCCAAAAAACUAAUGAUAACCAUUAUGAUAUGAUAUGGUUUAAUCUGAAAAAAGCGAUAGCUUUUUUGGAAUAAAUGUACAAGAAUAAAUUUGAUUUAGUCAUUAACGCAACUAUGGUGGAUAAGCAAAUAAUAAUAACAAAAUAUGUCUUGUAAUAAUACCAGCAAUAUUUCAACGGCAGCAAAAUGUUUCAAAAACAUCGAAUUAGUUACAAAUAUUUGCAAAUAUUUAAACUACGAACAACAAUUACAAUUGCUGCAAGUCUCCGGAGAAUUGAAAUAUAUUAUAACGAAUUUCGUGUGGAAUAGAAAAUUUAAAGAAGUGGAAGUUUAUACAUUUCCAAAAGAAAACAAAUUUUUUGUAUCAAAUAAAAUUGAUACAGUAGCCGGCAGUUACUGUAGAUACAUGCACAUGUCAAAUUUACGUGAAAUGUUUCAGCAAAAUAAUCUACUUUUUCAAAGCAAUGAAAUGGAAUGUUUCUUUAAUUUAAAUUUUUCUAAUAUAAAAAAAUUAAAUUUAAAAUUAUGCCUGGAAUUAGAAUUUCCUUUAAUAAAAAAAUUUACAAAUCUUAUCUAUCUCAGAUUAGCAAUGACAUUGUCAACUCAAGUGUUAAAAAAUGUAGCCAAUAAUUGUUCAAAACUGGAAACUUUGAAGUUGGUUGAUUGUUUUAAUCCAGAGGGUCAGCCGUUUCUAUUAGAUCAAGAUCUAGAUAUACAGGUUAUAAAAAAUAUGACAAAUUUAAAGAAUUUAAUUAUAAUUUUUACCGGAUGGAAUUACAGAGAGCGCUUGUUUAACUUUUCCAACGUUAAACAUAUUUUAAAUCAAUUCAAUUUGCAGCAUCUAAACUUAAGAUUUGCUAUUGAAGCCGACAUCUGUGCACCGGAACACAAUUUAACUUACGAAAAUUUAAAGGUUUGCAAAAAUUUUGAAAUGGGUCCCUGUUAUCAAUUUAAGGAUUUCUUAUAUUUUCAAACAAACAUGUUGCCGAAUUUUGAAAAUCUAAGCCAUUUAGCACUUACUUGUUAUAAAGGGUAUUACUAUAGAAUUUAUAAAGAUUUCUUUAAUAUUUUAUUGAAAUCCUGUAAAAAUUUAACACAUUUAUCAUUAGAUACCUGCUGCAUAGAGAAUUUCGUAGCACUGCCCAAACUACAAGAACUUAAACUCCAAACAUGCAAUAACUUAACAUGGUUGAAUUUGAAGACCAUUUUACAGGACAUGCAUUUAAAAAGCUUUAUAUCUUACAACACCCAGUACUGUGGUGAUUCGGAAUAUUUCCUUAUUUCAAACACAUUAGAAAAAUUGCAAUGUGAUUUCUGGGGCGAUGAACUCAUAGGAUUAUUAAAUUUUAAUAAGAAAAAUCUGAAAAACUUAUUUCAUUUCAAUUGGGAAAAUGGUUGUUGGCCAGAUUGCCCAUUGAACCUGGCAAAUUUUGCGCCAAACUUGAAAGUUUUGUACAUGCAAUGGCGUUAUUUAAAUGUAAAAGAUUGUUUCGAAUUGAAAUGUUUGGAAAAAAUAGCUAUCGAUUUGGAUGGUAAUAUAGAUAUUGAUAUGUGCGAACUGCUGCAGCUAUUAAAACACGACAACCUAAGAGAAUUAACAAUUGACGACUUCUAUGAGCAUAAUCCGGAUGUGGACUUCAGUCAAAUCAGAGCUUUUGAAACUAAGCUUCAGCAUUUUACUCUUUAUAGUGAAGUAUUCUAUGCGUUGGCAGACUUUUGUUUGGAUUUAUUGCAAAUAAAUGGCAAAUUGUCUUUAACCUGUUUUGGUAUAACUUCUGAUUUAAUUAGCAAAAUAUUCAGUAAUGAAAAAUUUCCAAGUCGUUUUACAUGUAUAAAUAUUUGUGGAUUUUCUAUCGAUUGUGCUUCUAUUCGGAACCAGUGCGUGGAUACUAUGGAUCUAGUUAAAUUAAUUAUGGAUAGCUUUCAAUAUCUCCCUGAAAAAUGCUAUUUUAUUCUAGAAUAAUGCAGAUUAUCGAUUUGACACCAGUUGACAAUUGUUUUUCAACAUGAAAUUGCCACAAAGAAUAAAAACACAGCAUGAGCGCUUAAUCGAAUACCAUUAUUAGCAAAAUCAGUGCGCUUGAAGAAUGAAAUCCUAACUCGAUUUAGCUACAUAUGUCAGUGUAAAACACUCUUAUGGCCAAAAUACA